AUGCAGAACGUGAUCAACGAUGCCGUUGCGAUGGCCAUCGGGGACCCCCUGUUUCAGGCCUCCGUCGCCGCGGACAAAAAGAAUCCGCUGCUGCGCAAGGGGAGGAAUGGCAGAGCAGCAGCUCCGCAGAGAACAAUCGUCGAAGAGGAUGAGGAGAUGCAAGAACCAGGAGAAAACUACGCUGCGACCGGUAAAAAUUCUACCGGUAAUCUCGUCAUUGACAAGGACUACAAGCGUCGGACCGGCAACAUUCUCGUGGAGUUCGAAGAUGUGGUUGAUAUGACGACACCAGCAUACCACAAGUGCGAGGCGAUGGAGAGAACUCACAUGAGGUACAGCACCGCGGACAGCAGUGAUUCGCCUUCUUCCCUCCCGUCCGCAGAAGGCGUGGAGUCGGACUACUUUCUGGCCUCCCCGGCGGCCUUCGGGAAGGGCAGCAACGUCGUUUGGACUGGUACUGGUACAACAGGUGUUGAGACGUCAUCUGCAGGUCGUGGGGCAGACAAGCAAGAGGAAGCUGGCCAGAAUGGAAUUGGAGCCGCGAAAAGAACGGAAAGGAAUGAAGCCACCCCUGAUUCAGAUUCAUCUCGGCAGCCGAAUCCUGCAAGUAGAACAAGCGAGGAAUCUUUUGAUCAUACAGGCGAACGUAGCAAGAAGAAUCCAGCCAUGAAGAAACUGAUGGAGAUUUUCGAUCUCGGGGACCACGUCGACCACUUGUUAACCAAAGACGACAUGGCCCAGCUGCGCGCCGACAUUUUUGCCCGCGUCCUGGGCACCCUGGGGUUGCCGGAGUACUUGCAGCACUGGGGGAAGGAGCAGCAAAUGACGUUUCACGCGGUGUCGGGCCUGGAGCUCCCCAGCGACGUGCCGCAAGCCUUGUGGGUGCCGAACCUGAGUCCGGGGAACAUGGCCACGCAGGUGUUUCGCCACCUGAUUCAGGAAAAGAUGCGCAACAUAUGA
This is a messenger RNA of Amoebophrya sp. A120, 960 nucleotides long. NCBI's taxonomy places the organism in Eukaryota, Dinophyceae, Syndiniales, Amoebophryaceae. The record is from the annotation of a GenBank genome assembly.